Messenger RNA from Cinara cedri, 42671 nucleotides. NCBI's taxonomy places the organism in Eukaryota, Metazoa, Arthropoda, Insecta, Hemiptera, Aphididae. The record is from the annotation of a GenBank genome assembly.
AUGCUGCGCAAUAAUUUUAACUCGCCCAAUAACGUUUCUCCGGUCGAAGAAUCAACAAUCGAAGAAGAAAUUGCUUUGAUUUCCAUGAAGAUGUUACCAAGAGUCAAAAUCUUCACGCACGAUUCCAGAAGUGUAUACAAAGGAACGGCACCAUCUAACUGACAUUAUUUUCCGAAUUUGAGAUUUUAGUGUUUUGAACCUUGUAUGGCAUAUUAUGUACUCUAUGUCUUUCUCAAUAAAUAUUGAAAACAAAUUGUUUAAAUGUUCGUAAGAGUUAUUUCAAAUUUCCCCCGUCCACUGGUCCACGGCUCUGUAUAUUCUAACGCACUUAUUAUACUAAGAAAUUUAAAUAUCUUAAGUUACUAUGAUAUACUUUUUAUUUUAGCGAAAAUAGACAAUUAGUCAUAAUUGUAUUACACUAUGACUUGUGUCAUCUGUACUGGUUUUCAACAUUUCAUUCGACCGUAUUUAAAACUAUACGAAAUUCAUCUAGUAGUUCAGUCCUUCACCCAGCUGGACUCAAAAUAAAAAUUAUCAGUUUCUAAAAAGUAUUACAUAAACUAAAUGAAAAAAAUGUAUUGCCAAAAUGAGAGUGAUGUAAUGUUUGUUAGCUGGUUACCUCUUACCCGUAAAACGGAACUCUUGUUAUGUAAUGAAAGAUUAAAAAAAAAAAAACAAUUUUCGAAUUAAAAGUUAUUCGUUUAAAUUUCUGAUAUAGUUUUGCAAACAACUAUAUAUUAUUAUUUUGAAUAAUAUCAUUAUUACCUACGGGUUAUUUCAUGGGGUCAUGGGUAUAAUAACAACAUACACUAUAAACCGCUUAUAAGGAAUUAAAAUAUAAAUUAUACCGUUCUUAAACAUUAUUUUUAAGUUCUUAAGUUUUAUAAGCCCUAUAUAAAAAUUAUAUAAAACUAAAAUUUAUCAUCUCCGUAUUAAUUAUUAUUUUCGUAUUUAGGUAUAUUGUUAUAACAAUAUAUAACAAUAAUUGUUUAUUGUGUUCUAUACUAUAACAUUAUGAUGUUUUUUGUUUAUCGUUAUAAUUUCAAAAAUUAAAAAAAUGUUAAUUAAAAUUAAUGUGUAUUUUAUUACAUGUUUGCGUACUCUUAUUUUUAUAAUACCGUGUGCAAUAUUUCGUAUUGUUUUAUAAACAAUUUAGUUAUUAUUAAAAUUAUAUCGGUUAGGUUAGAUCAUAACGUAGGAGUAAAAUCUUAAAUUUUACUCUUUUAAUAUAAUUUAUAUUACACAUAUAUAAAAGUCAGCCAUCGCGAGGUUAUCAUUUUAUUAACACUACCGAUAUAAUUUAAAUUUUAUAAUACAAAAUAUUUCUGUAUACAUCAAUUAUUUACAAAACGAAUAAAAAACAAAAAAAAACGCAUUAAUUUUGUGUCGAAAAAAGAAAAGAAAAAUAUAUAUAUUUUUUUUUAAUUACAAAUCAAUAUAAUUACCAUUUCGAUUUUUACAAUUGAUAAUAAAUCAAUAUAUCUGAUAUUUAUUGACUUACUUCGUGUGUAUAUUUAUUUCAGAACGCCGGUGUUCAUCUGUUUACUUUUGUAGUCCUGCUAAUUGGCUCGGCUGUACUACUCGAAUGCACCACUACUGGAUCCGGAAUCGUAUCGGCUAUCAGGGAAAGUAUGAUGGGCUUGAUGAUGCAACCGUACAGCGAAUCGGCCACAAAUACGUUAAAUAUGAUUCAAGAAUCUGUAAGUCAACAUUUUCAAUAUCAUAUUGUUUAAACAUUUUUGAUUUGUGUACAAAAAAAAUAUAAUAGUAACCGAAAAAUUAAGAACUAUCCCUAGGCACAACUAGGAGGCUGCUAGGAGGUACUUAGCACCCCGUAAAUACCCCGAUCAGCAUUUCCACAGCGAUGACUAAAUAUUUUAUCCAUGUAUUUCAUAAUUAAUGAGCAGAAGAAAUUUACAGGUUCCCUACAAACAACGCACUAGUGUAUGAAAAAUAAUGCUAAAAUGUACACGGAAUUGUUAAUAAAACGUGUAAUUGACGGUUGUAAGCAAUAGCGCCGAACCAGGGGUACAGGUCGAGCGACCGUUCGACUAAACGUGUUGCUGGUGGGUGAAAACUAUGCAUAUAAUAUGAAUAGUAUUUGUAUAAAAUAUAACGGUAAAAUAUAGUGCUAUGAGUAAUCCUAAUAUAUUACGCUCAGAGAAGACCAGUAUAAUACAGUAUUUCUUCGAUUGCUCGAGUAUUAUUAAACUAAUUAGGCGCCCACUAAUUGUAAGGAUCGUAUAAAGAAGACUGUUUAGUUUUUAAUUUGCUUAGUAAAAGUACUUAAAUAUUUAAUACGAGUUAGGCACAGUGUAUUCAUUUUUGUAUAAAGUUUAUGUAUUAAAUUCUGAGUAGAAUAAUUAUCAAGAUAUGUUUAAUAAUUAUUGUUUCUAAAUUAAUUACCGUUUCUUAAAUAAAGUCAAAUGUCAGUUAAAUUAUUUGUCGGGAAAUUCUUCUUUUCUUUUUCUUUCCCUUCGCCUUCUUCGGAUCUUAGUCAUCUUCGUGCCAUUUUCGAUUUCAUCUAACCGCCUCUUUUUAGGUUUUUCUUUUCCUUUAUUUUACCCUAGGUUUAUUUUUGAUGCUAAUCUUUUUGCUUCCAAGUUCGCUGUCCUUACAAUACACCCAAACCAUCUCAGUUUAUAUUAUUUUUUCUACUACUAUCUUCUCUCGUCACUCCACUCAUCCACUUAAGCAUUCUUAUCCCUGCUAUACUCAUUCUGUGUUCUUUUUGUCGAUCAUUACACACUCUUGUAGAACUUACCUUUAAUUUUCAUUAGAACUAUCUCGUCAUAAUUUGUUAGGGAAACUUAGGUCUAAAUUCUACUUAUCGAGCAAUAUAUACUUGAGUGUACAAUAUUUCAUCUAUAAGUAGACAGAUUGGUAUUACACGCGUACAUGUAUUAUGCAUGAUCAUCUAUUAAUAUAAUAAUUAAAACCAAUCCACGGUAUUUAGAACAAAUAAAUGAAUAAAUAAGUUAUUUUAACACAAUUGAUGAAAUAAUUAUAAUAUAUUAUAGGUGUCUAUCGUAAUUAUGUAUAUUGUAUGCAUUUAUUGUUGUACAAGUUAUUUGUUGAACCUGUAACAUGCUGUUUUAACAGUAAUAAUUAUUUAUCAACAAUAAAACAAUAACAAUCGCGUAUAAUAAAUUACGAUAAUUUUCAUUAAUAUUGUUUUCCGAAUAGAUUUAUUAAGCUCUUUUGUAUGAUUAACGUUAAGACAUUUUGAUAUAUUUUAUGAAAAGAAAUCAAUUUUAAUCAACCUCAGGAUUAAUUUUAAAAAUUAUUUAUGUCAUAAGUACUCGGAUGACAAAAUGUUAUUUUAUAUUAUACGUAAUUAAUAUUCUUUAUAUCUUCGACUUAACCGAACUUCUUCUUAAUUUUAUUCUGUAACUUUCUUCAUAAUAUUAUACAAUAACAAUAUUCCUUAAAACUAUGUACUCGUAUAUUACGCACUAAGUAUAUUAUAAACUUCAAAGAAAUAUACUACUUUCAUAAUAUAGGAUUAAUUUUAUACCUAUUUUAAUUUAAAUAUUAUUAUUAAUUAUUAAAAGUAUAGGUAUUUUAAACACGCAUUUGAAUAUAUAUUUUAGAUUCUGACUGUAGCGACGAAGGGUAUGCUUUUACAAAGAUGUUUUAUUUAUUCAUUUGCUUUAUAUGUGCUCAACUUUUCUGCAGGAAAUUUUACUAUGAUUUACAAUGAUAACACAUUUUAUAAAAGGAAAUUUGACUGGGGAGGUACUUUAGGUAAGUCACAUUUCAAUUUUCCCAAGCGUUUUUUUAGCAAAUGUGAAAAACUGGGGAAAACGUAGGAACAACGGGAACAUCGGUACAACAUUAAACAAAUAUUAUUAAAGGAAAUAUAAUUUAAUUAUUUUACUACAAUAUAACAUAUACAUUGUUGACAAAGCAUAAUUAUCAAAUGUACUCCGGUCAGAAUCGUUUUUCGUUAUCAAUGGUUUAUUGACUUAUCGUUGCUUACAGGUAUACAUUAAAAUACAAUUAUCCCGGGGCAGCUUUUUUAAAUAUAUAUCCAUGUGCUUUUUUAACAUUCGCAUAAUUUUUUAAAUUAUUUUAACCUUGUCAUUUUUAUAGUUGAAAUACGCAGAAGUGUCACUAUUAUGAUGGUUGAUGUGAUUACUACAAGGUGUUUUAUUAAAUGCAUAAAAUUCAUUAUGUUAAAAUUAGUUCAUUCGUAAGUCGACGUAGUACACGAGUAAUAACUAAGAUUAUGGUAAACAAGUUGAAUCGUUUUUUUGGUCAUUUUUUAAAAGCAUACAAUUCGACUCCACUAUUUUUUAUACCUUUAAAAUGUAGAUCCUUACGGUCUCUCUCUCUCUCUUUUGCAAUCGAUCCUCAGAAUGGUUUUUAGCUUCACUUCAUCCGUAAUUGUCUUUCGGUUUUUCUACGUACCUCUUCCCUUAAAGUCUCAUCCCUGAUAUGUGUAAUAAAUUUCCACAGACUUCAGCAAAUUUACUGAUUUCGUCUUCUUAUCAAAUUUAUCAAUUUCUAGUUUUUCUUUGACUAUUCUAUUUAGCAUUUUUGCAUUUGUUUUUUUUCGGUCCUGCUCGUUCUUAACGUUUCUCUGUAGCACCAAUUUUCAUAAACGCCUUUUUUGGGAAGAGGGGAGGGGUAAGAAGGUGGUCAUUUAUAUAUAUAUAUAUAUGUUUUUUUUAUUUACAACAUUUUCCUUCCCAUUCAUGUCAAAAAGUUAGGACUGCGUACACUUUUAUUGAUUAAUAGGUACAGUAGGUAUAGAUGUAUUUCUUAAAAAUGUUUAUUUCUUUUUUAAAAAAUUAUUAAUUAUAAAUUACCACAACUGUUAUUAUCUGCUUAUCUCAAAAAUCGCCAAUGACAGCAACUUGUAUGUAGCCUUAUCAUUAUACAAGUUUGUAUAUUUUCUAUAAAACGAAUUGUAUCCUAAAUUAAUCAAGUUAUUAACUUAUACAAAGAACGUGUUUAAAAUGUUUAACAACUCAAAUCUUUUUAGAAAUUUAAUACGACAUAACAAAAUAUAACACGCAUGGUAAUAAUUAUUAUUUUAAAAACUAUCGAUUUUGAUCUUGACUGGAAUUUUUUAGAUGAAAUAGUAAAUAUAAUAGACCCUUGGGAAAAAAACAGUAAAAAAAAAAAUUAUGUAAAAUUUUGUUGAAUAAUGCAUUGUAUGUACGAAUUUCAUAUUAUUUUCGAGAAUAUGUUCUGCAAAUUAUUACCUUGACUCUCCCGUGGGAUCAUUGACGUUUUACUUCUCGUCAUCCUUGUACUAAACUAAUAAUGAUAAACGAUAAUGUUCUACAUCGUAUAGAGUGUAUAUUUAAAUUUUAUAUUAUGUACACUACUUACGGUAUGAAUAAUUCGCGAACCCUAAAUUACCCUAUGUUUUCAUGUAAAUAUUUUAAUAUAUAUCGAUAACAUAAGAUACUAAUCGGAGUGAUAAACGCAUUGGUUUUAUUAUAUAACGUAUAUUUCUGCAUUUUUGCUAGAUUAGAACCUAAUUUAUAUAGUAAAACCUAACUCCUUCACAGGAGUUUAUUGUAUAAUUUUCGGUCUAGUUGGUGUGCAUUUGAAAAGUAAUUUUUUCGAAAGUUCUUAAUUUAAACCAUUUAAGGCUCUUAUACUGGUUCAAAAAAAAAAACAAAAAAAAUACAUAGUUGUACUAUAAAAAUUUGGGAAAAAAUUAUUAAAAUUCACGUUACAUUGUAAACUAAUUAUAACUUUUUUUAAAACUUCAUACUUAUUUUAAAUUUAAAUUUAGCAUUUUUUACCCGGGCUCUGUCUAGAAGAAACGUUAUUUUUUGUUUGUAAUGAUUUAUUAUUGAAUAUUUUUUUAAUAUAAGAGACUUUUUCUUAUAACAAAAAUAUUUAAUAAUCCAUUCGGCAUUGAUGUUAUUAUUAUGCAGAAUAAUAUACUGAAUUAAAUAACGCGUUUAAUUAUUAUUAUAAUACUGCAUUAUUGCAGUAAAAUGUUCAUCAUUAUUAUUAAUACUGAAUCCACUAAAAAUAAAAAAUUGUCGAGAUUCUAUUGUAUGCAAAAAAAAGAGCAAAAUAUCAUGAAAUCCCGAACAAUGAACAAUAUGACGAUGGUAUUACCGUCCCAUCCUGAGCGGAAAAUAAUAAUUGUUUCCGGCGAAUGUAAUAUAUUUUCAAAUACGAAGGUAUUCAAUGUAUAGGUACGAAGCCAACAAUAGAAAUAAACAUUUUUUUCUUUUGUACAUGAAAUCGAGCGCGCACACAUUUUAAACACACGAAAAACCCAUAUUAUAGUAAUAUUAUAUAAUAUGCUAAAAUUCCAUAGAAUAAGCUCGUAACUAACUAUACCAGUACAUGGUCGUUAAAAUCGCAAGAGACCUGCGGUGAAAUCUGCCAUAAAAUAAUUUUUUUUUUUUUUUUCAAAUAGCAACUCGUGUAAAAACUUUGAAUAUGAUUAAUCGCUACGUUCAGAUAAAAAUUUAAUUACUCUUUGUAUCCUAUAAAGAUGGCUUAAAGGCCAAAUAUGACAUAGGUAUCACAAAAUGUUGAAUUGUUCAGGAGAACCAUUCAAAGUUUUCGAAUUUUUCAAAUCCCUAUAGUUUUAUUUCAAAUUUAAUUUUUAACUUAUGCGUAAAGUCAAUAUGGUGUUGGACUUACCGUGAAAUUUGUUUGUUUUAUAUCUUUCAGGUCGGGUUGUGAACAUACAAGUAUUUUAGGGACAUUUUAUUUAAUAUUAAACUAUAAGUAAAUGUAGUUGUACCGUAAAUUAACAAUUUAUUACAAUUUUCCAAAAUUGUAUUUAUCAGUUUUGUCAAAUAUUCAAAUAAUUUAUGUCCGUUGUAUGUUUUACACGUUUUAUUUGUUCACUAAAAAUUACACCAAUUAGAAUAUUUUUUUGUGACAAUGUCUUUGAAAUUAGUAUUCGUGUACAUUAAAAAAUAAUACUACCAGCUCGUAAAAUGCCAAAUAUUAAUACUAUGUAACACAGCUCUAAUACGUUUGAGAAAGAUUUUGCCUGAUACACGUAUUAGGCAGAAUCGUAAAGAGGGUUGAGUUUUUUUGAUUGACUAUUAAAUAUAGCCGAUUUUUUGAAAAUUCUACAAAUUAUAUUCGGCAUUUAAGCUAUCGAUAUCUUUUCAUCUUCCCACCUACAACAGUGAAACACCGAUAAAAUGUAUAAACUCAUUUUAUUUAACUCUACAACGAAUUUAAUGCACCCGAAAAAAAUCAUAGUCAAAUAUAUUACAACAUUGUAUAGAUUUCAUACAAUAAGUUUGUCUGUAUGUUGUUAGUCCAUCGUAGAGUGUUUGUUAACCGAAAAUAUCGGUUUUGAAAGGAAACAACCGUUAUCUUUAAUAUCGGACCGUAAUAAUAAUAAUGAUAAUAGGAAAAUAACUUACGCUGAUCAAAUUUUCAAAUUAUGUACAUCUCGAAUGUCGUCGCUGACAUUGAGAUAAUGACAAUCAAACGACAGUAAUAUCACUCAAGUAUUUAUUACGAAUAUUCCAUUUCUGCGAGUGAGUACGAGAUUUCAAUGAAUUUUACAGCGGAAACAUUAGGUCGUGAUCCGCGGUAGACACAUGAUUAGCAAAACAAAUUACCAAUGAACAGCAGAGUUCCGUCACUAGAGUCAAAAUUUCUCCCGGAGGACUUGACACUAUUGCAGUAUUUAAUUUUUAAUUUGUAGAUUUGAUCUAAAACUGUUACGGAAGCCUGAUUGAUAUGUUCCAUUUAACCUGUAGAGAUAUUUAAAACCCAAUAUUUCCUUUGAAAUCGUGAAAUUUAAGCAUACAAAUGAUUGGCGAGGGGUUUGAAAAUUGAAACUCUUAAAUGGCACAUUAUUAAUAUUUACACUAUGCAUUUACAAAAAUAUAAUACCAUUGUAUUAAUUUGGGGAGCCUGUAAAGGUGUUCAAAAUCAGAAAACACCUUCUCACAACAACAUUUGAUAUUGGUUUGAUUGAUGUGAUUUUAUAUUGGAAUACAACAAGAAUUGUAUUUUAUUCAGAUGAUGCCUCGGAAAGUGUCGAAAAGUAAGCAAGAAAAAGAUACAUGUAUUUACAGACAUAUAAGAGUGCAAUAGUCUCUUUCCUGGGAAAAUUUGUAGAAUAUCUAAAAUACGGUGAUUAACAUAUUGUUUGAUAACGAACGGUUUUUUUUAUCAAGGUUUUUACCUACCAGCACUAGCUGUUACUGGAAAUGGAUCAAUUUCGCAUCUUUUAUUUUACCCAGAUAUCCAGUUAUGCAGUAACUCAGAGCAAAUUAUCUUGAGACCUUAUCUGAGAUAAAUAAUUAAUUGCAUCGAUCUCACAACCGUUUUUGAAACCUAGAUGUGUAUCAUAUUGGUACACGGUACACAUCUGGCUCAUGAUAAAUACUGAAAAAUUUGGUUUUUUAUUAUCCAGAUAUAAAAUAGCUGAUUAUUAUUUAUCGCUUUAUCUGUAAUCUAGAUAAUUAAAUGUUUUUAUGUAGGGUGCGUUUAUCUUCGUCUUGAUAAUAUAGUUCUAGCAAUUUGGCAAUACUGUCUCUUGACUCAAUCUAGAUAUUUUAAAAUGUAUUAUCAUAAAUACAUGGUACAUAGUACGUGAAUUUGGCACCAAGACGACCCCGUUUGAUCGAUAGAAAAAUACAAAUUAUAAACACAUUUUCGUACGGUGACAAUGUGAUAUUACCAAACGUUGGGCGCUUUGCGGUAUACCUGUAUAUAGUAGAUCGUGGAAGGUAAAAAUAAAAAGUAGCCGAUUCGAUUCACGUGAAAAAGGAGACGAGGUUCGAUUCUCGCUAUUAUUAGUAGGUACCAAUAACACUGUAUAUUGUACCUACAUAUCUAUACUUGCGCAGUACAGAAAACGUGACGGUUUUGCGUUAUUUUCGUUUUUCCAAUAUAUAUUAUAUGUAUACAUUCGAAAACGAAUAUUAUAGAGAGAUAAAGAACAGUUUUUACGGACAUCAUAAACAGAACAAAGUCAGACAAACCAAUUUCCGUUGUUUCCAGUGCCGAUACGCGCCCUGCGAUCAUUUUGACGAUAUACAUAAUCCCGAUUCCCGAAAUAUAAAGCCAGCCGUUGCAUCGCCGAAUUUUUCAACCGGAAACGGUAUCGAGUUUCGUUUUAAUACCGAAGACGUGCUAUCGUCUCAAUGUAUCUUUUUUUGGUGUAGGAGGAGUAGAUAGAAGAGGUGGAAUAAUAAUAAUAAAUAUACGUUUUUGUAUAAUCGAAAACGCGGCCGACUGUUUUUGCCGGUAUUAUAUUGUACAUAAAAAAAAAAAAAAUAUGUAUCUAUACAGCCAUAUAAGUAUAUUAAAAAACAAUAUUUUACAAAAAAGAUAUUGUAUUCCUGUUUGAAGUUUAAAAUGUAUAUAAUAUACGGUCUAAUUAGAUUAAAAAUCGCGAUAUCCUCAAAAACGUUUGCUUAUAAAACGCCCGGUUAUUUUUCUAUAAUUACGAAGCGCUAUCGUUGGCGAUGUGCAUCUACACCGUGUUUUAGUCAAACGAUGACGUAAAAUAUUUUGACCGGAGGGUUCAGAUUAAAGAGAUUGUGGUGAUUUUUUUUUUUUUUUUCAUUUUAUAUCGGAGAUCGGAGGUACCAUAAUACACUUGAACGAGUCUUUUUUUGUAAAUGCAAUCCUACAUGCAUGCGUAAUAUAAUAUUAAUUUCCCCAAAAGAAAACGUCUGUUUUUAAUAAACCCGAUUCUCAUAGUCCUAUCAUUUUUUUUUUAAAUAUACUUUACUAAAACGAUUUUUAAACUAAAACUACCCGGUACAACAUAUAUUUUUCAAGAUUCUACAAAAAUAAUUUUAAUAGUCAAAAGAUCCCAUAACUUUUGUUUUUCUGUUGGGAGAAGAUUGAGAGUAAUAACGAUCAUAAAAAAAAUUACACAAACAUAUUAUUACGUCAUUCGGGUAUGCGUAUCAUUAAAAAAAAAAAAAAAAAACGAUAAAUAAAUCGUGGCAGCUGUAUCCGGGGCGAUUUUCGUGACAAAAAAAAAAAAUUAUUGUAUUGGCUAAAAAUAAAACAUUAUUAAUCAAAAGUAUUUGUUUCCGUUUAUGAAAAUGUAAAUUUUAUCGGGCGCGCUAUCGUAAAUAUUACGGCUUUUAAAAACAAGUAUAACCGAACUAUGCUCAGAAUAGUUUUUCAUUAACAAUGAUUUAUUGUUACGUACAGACAUAAAUCCAAUUCCCUCCAACAUUCCUAACAUUACAUUUAAAACCUGGGUCCGCUCAUCUUUGACGCCAAUUUGAUACCGACCCACUACCGGCCUACCUAAACAACCAACAACCCACCCACCAUCAAUUUCAAUCAAGCUCCAUACGAGCUGAAAUAUUUCGCGUUACCGUUUUUGAAUGAAACGAACUGAUGCCUGUUAAAAUAAUAUUGCAAUAUAUCGUUCGUGUUUACCUGCUACGCAUGACAAUAUUAUUAUGUUUACAUAGGGUAAGCUCGUAACGCAAACACGAACCAUAAAUAAAGUUAAUAAUUCGUAUUGUAUUGAUUUAUAGCAAUAAUAAUUAUAAUUUGAUAGCGUAGAUUAUAUAUUAUAUGUAUAGACCGAGAGUAAGCUGACAUUGUUAAUUUGUCUGUCAUUUUAAUUUCAUUUUUUUGAUUCUGAGCGAAGCGAGAACUGUAUUGGUUUGACUGUGAUGUUUUUUUUUUUUUGUUCAAAUAACUUACUCCGGUCGAAAAUUCUAUAGAAACUCUCUUGUGUUGCAUUUUAUGACCCGGUCGGCGCAUUGAGGAGAAAUUAUAUUUUCUCGUAUUUUUCUUAUUAAACAGUAAACACCGUCAAUUUGUUAUAUGUUAUGAUUUUUGUCGAUUUCCGGGCCACCUAGGCAAUAAUAAGGAAAUAAAUUCGACUAAUGGUACACGGCACAGAAUUGAGUUUUUCGUUUCGUUAGCAACGAAACGUUUGUAUUGCUCCGUACACAGAAUCCCUUCCGACUUCCCUAUACUAAAAUAAUAGUUCAUCCGUUCCCAGUAUCAGCUCUCUUUUUUUUCUUUUUUUUUUUGAUUUUAUGAAACAAACACUUACGAUCUACGAUACGCAUGCGUAUUUUUGCCAAUCGGUCGAAAAUACAUUUUGCGUAAUUUCGCAUUCAUGAUAUUUUAAUAAAUAUAAUAAAUUUAAUAAAACAUCAAUUAAAAUAAUUCUCGAUUACCGUGCAGAUUCUAUAUUAUUAUAAUAUAUAUAUACACACAUAAUUAAAUGCAGUUUUAGCAUAAUAUUAUUAUCCGUAGACAGCGAAAUACUGAAUAUUUCAGCGCGAAAUACCGACUGCAGAAUUAUUCAUUAAUUCUUUUUUUUAUUUUUUAUUUAUUCUCCCUGAAGCAUAGGUAUUUCGUACUGCAGUCUGCGGGGGACAUCAUGUGUAGGCGCAUUCGUUUUAAUAACAUACGAGUGUACACGAUUUAUAUUACACAUGGUAUAUAUACGAUUACAAUACCUAUUAAACGUAAUUUGUUCUACAUAAAAUUAGUGUAUGUACGAACGCACGAGCGCAGUUUUGUUUAAACCUCAACGAAUUUAUAAUUAAUUUCAAAACACGAAAAAUCAGUAGCGCCCUUCUCGAAAUUUGAUCACGCAUGCUAACCAAUUUCCAGAUAUUAUAUUUUAAAUAUUAUAAUAUUAUGCGAUAUUUUUGUUUGAAGUGUAAAGCCCGGUACUCGGGGUCAAAUAUUUUCAUUAUAAAUAUUUGACUCGGGUGCCUAUAUGAAAUUUCGAAUAUUUGCGUGAAAAACGGUUCAAACCGUAAAAAAUAUUAUACGACGUAUAUGUCAAAACAUCCAUAAUUAUUUAGAGCUCGUAUGGCGAUUAUGGUCAAAUUUAACAGCUGCUUGAAUCGCCUCAAUUUAAAUCAUCUAACCGAGUCUACACAAAAUCAGUAGCAAAACGAACCAGGUUUUUUUUCAUUUAUUGUGAAAACAGCUGAGAAAAUCGAAUGAUGUUCACUUUAAAGUACAACCCCAACCAGGUUUUCUUUCAGAAAAUGUGCUAUGGUUGUAAAUCGGAGCAAAAUUUCCAGUUAUUUCCAAAGUUAUACAGAACAAAAAAUAUGAAUUUUAUAAAACUAAUACAUUCCUCGAUCCACUCACAAUCUAAAAUGUUUAAAUUGUAAUGAUCAGAGUGCCAUAGCCUGCAAAAGAGAGAGCCCAGAGAUCAUAACUUCUCUUAAAUCACCGUAACGUUUAUAUUUUUUUAUCAUAACCAUUUCAUGGUUAUGCUACUUUAUUCUUUAUGAAGUAUGUUGUGUACCUAAUUUUUAGAUACUAAGGCGUUAGGAGGAAUGUAUUGGUUUUAAUAUGGUUGUAUGUUUUUAUAAUAUUUUUUAAAAAUCAAUACAAUUUGCAGUACACGAUUAACCGAAUAUUCACUUUGAAUAGUUUUUCGUUUAUACUUCAUGAUUUAUUAUCGUUGCGUAAAUAUUAAUAAAUUAAGUAAAAAUUCGUAGAUUAAAUUUUUUUUAUGUAAUAUUUAUCUGAUCUUCCCAACUUCCCAUCAAUAAACAUAAUCUAUAAUAUAUCCUACACGAGGAGUAUAUAUCAAGUGCGAUGUACAAACAACCCGAAAGGUUCUAAAUCGAAUUCUAUUUCUAAAUUUUGCCUACUACAUAAUCAUCAUAGUGAUAAUUGUUUUCCACUAAUCUACUGAUCGCAACCUGUUUAAGGGAAAUGGAUACGGCCAUUAACGACCGCAAAAUCAGAUAUAAAUAGACAGAGAUUGGGUUCGAUUUUAGUUUUAAAAGCUGAUUUUUAAAACUGGUGUCUGAUGGGCUACGACUUUAUAAGUGAUUUUUAAUACUUUUUAAUAUUUUAUGUUUUAUAUUUUAAAAUUAAAAUCCGUCACAUCCAAACUUUAUACAGUUUCACACACGUUACAAUGUCCUUACACAAUAUCAAUUUAGGCAGGUAUUAUUGUUUUCUAUGUACAUCAAUGUGGAAUAUCACGUUCGGCCGUUCGAAAAAUAUUUUAAAAGCAUAGCGAGGCAGAACCGCUGUUGCCCCGGCAAAAUCGAAAUGCGUUUUCAAAUAUCGCCAUAAUUAUCAUAUUUGUGUCCGACCAGAAUACUUAUCCUGUAAAAUUGCCGCACGGAACUUUUCGAACACGCGUAUAUAACCGUCGCAUGUUUCGAGCGAAAAAAACCACACAUCAUUAUAAAAUAACUAUAAAAUUAUCAUUAUAAUAUAUAGUUCUCCGCCGAUCCGCCUCGGAAUUCGAAAAAAUAAAGACACUCUAUACACAUAUAUUACACAUGCAGUCACUGUGGAUUUUACACGUAUCUUAAACAUAAUUAUAAUUAUUAAACGCGGGGAAGAAUUUACAAUAUUCGCACAGGAGUAGUUUGUUUAUAAUUAUAAUUAAUGGCGACCGUCAAAUUGUAUACGCACGACAAAAUCCUCUUAUCCCCCCCCCUCAUUUCCCGACUACUGCGUAUGUUAGAGACAUAUUUGUUUAAUUAUAACACGAACACACGCGUUUUAUACUAUUUUACUUAUAAUAACGAUCUAAGUGAACUACGAAAAAAAAUGUUAAUUAUAAAAAAAAAAAAGGUUUGGAUUAUUAAAAAAACAAACGAAAAAAUAAUAUUAAUAAAAUAUGUACCAACGGGUCUAAAUUCGAUGUGUAUACAUUGUGAACAAUAAUGAUUUUAAGCGUGAAUAUCUCGCAGACUCGAAAUAUUAAAUUAAAUAAUAUUUUUAAUAAUAUUAUUUUCAUCUCGCAUAAAUAACAAAACCUAUAAAUUUCUUCGCUUAAAACUGUUACCGGAGUCCCAUAAAAAUGCACAUAACACGAACGAAACGUAAUAUCUUAACAAGAAUAAUAAUAAUUGUAAUUUAUAACAAAGCAUAUUAUUAACAUUAAUAUCGGUUUAUACACGCUUCUGUAGGUGCGCGACAAAGCAAUGAUUAUUUUACUACGAUUUAACUGUGAUACAAAAACAUGUUAGAAGCAAUAGCGCAAUAGACAAUUGAUACAGAGAGGAAAAACAUUUAAAACAUUCAAAUGAUAAUCAAAAGAAAGGAAACACUACCAAGUUUAAUCGUCCGAAAAUAUUGAUCGAAAUUAAUGUAUUAUAUGCACUACAUUCAAUGCAAUUUGUCCAGAUUACUAAUUUAUUUCAUUUUGUGGCGAAUAAAACAUUUGAAAAAUUAAAAAAUAAAGUACAUUACUUAUUGUUUUUUUUUUUUCUUUGUACAAAGCUUUGGAUUUUGACCAAUAUUUUCUAACGAACUUCCGAAAAUGUAUAACAACCCCGUGAUGAAUAUUACUUCGGAUAAGUUUUAUGAACUUUACUUUUGACGUUGUGGUGUCAGUCACUGUAAUAAAACAUUUGAAAAAUUAAAAAAUAAAGUACAGUACUUAUUGUUUUUUUUUUUUUUUAAUCUAAAAUCUCGAUUGUCAUGGCUAUUUUGCACCGAUAAACGGGUUCACGGGACGCAGCUGUAAAUAUUUCAUUAAUAAUAUUGAUAUGAAACCUGUAUGAACCAUUUGAUGCAGAAAAGAACAUUAUAAUACAUAUUUUAAACAUUUUCGAGAAAGAAAAAAUUAUAUCUCUGAAAGAACUCAAAAAACAAAUUCUAUAUUAAAUGUUUAUGCCUAAUGAGUAAUUGUAUAGUAUUAGAUACCGUCUAUAAGUUUCUACUCUGAUUUUAUGUACUUUUAUCUAGAUACUUGAAACUUGAUAAUAUCACUUAUAUUGGACUAACCUAUUUUCCAAAAUAAUCGGACGACUUUUUUUCCUUUUUUAAUUUUUUACAAUGGUUAAUGGUUUUUUUUUUAUGCUGUAGAUCACUUUUAUCCUAGAACACUUGCUCCGAUCUUUAAGUGUAGUACCUUUUCUGAAAUUCAAUUUUAUCUACUUGGUAAAACGAUUAACUGGAAAAAAUUUACGAUUUUUUUCACGAUUUCGUUAUUUUAAAUAAGUACCUACUACGUACUAUAACACAAAUAUUGCUCCAAUCGAAACACGACUAGAGACCAUAUUUUUGUUUAAUUUUUUUGUUUAUAAGCGUUUUUAAAUCAAAAUUAAACGAAAAUUGCGAACAAAAAUACGGCACUUCAAAUUAUAUAUUAUCGAAUUGCGCUCGGAUUGUCUUACGUCAGCAAUGGUUUAUCGUUGCUAAGAGAUAUAAAUGAAAUAACCUUAUGUAUCCUACCUUCCCAACUUCUCACCUACAACAGUGGUUGCAAAAGUCCAGUAUCAAGAUAUCAGUAUUUUAGUGUUUUUUCCCCUAUGACAAUGCAAUAUCUAUUUUUAAAAAGUCUUACGUAUGUGGAACAGUAAUUUAAUAGCUCCUAAUGCAGAUCUCGCUGAUCGUGAGCCCAUGACGACGACAAUCGUGGUUCCCGUCACCUCUUAUGACGGUUUAGGUGCGUAUAAGGGCAAACGGAUAAUACGCAUACUGCUACACACUGGUAUAAAUAAAAACACUUCCUAAAAGGCCUGGAAAACAAACAAAAUUGAGUGAUAAGCCGCUUUGAAUCCGACUGCAAACAACCGGUGAUGGCUGAGAGACGGUGGAGAGCGGUGGCUUGCCCUUUUGCCUGGCGGAUUAGCGGCUCUCGGACCGAUAUUCUGUGUGUGUACUGUGUGUAAACACAUUACAUAUACGUGUACGUUUUCAUUUGGACGAAAACUCCUCAAAAAUAAAUGCGUAUUAUCGUACUUAAACUCGUAUGUGUUUUUUUUCUUUCUGUAUGUAUAGGACGUCUGGCCGCGUAUUUGUGUGUAUUUGUCACCCGGUCAACGACUUUUUAAAUCUUUUUUUUUUUUUUAUUCGGGUAGUUUUUAUUAUUAUUAUUAUUAUUUUUGUUUUUUUCAUUUCAAGUUGCCCGCCUUUUAUUAUACGUAAACUAUGUAUAGUAAGUUAAUAAACUUUAAUAAAAAAGAAUCGAAUAUUUUAUGACAAUGACACCGUGAUUUUUUAAUUAGGUUUUCAAAAUGCAACCUUGUAGGAAGAAUGCGUCUACAUCUAUGCCGCACAAACGCGAAAUUUUCAAUCUCUAUAAUAUUUGCCAAUAAUGUUUGCUGCGGUUUAAAAUUAACUGUUCUUCUUUAAGUACUUCUCGAUAAAAAGUAGAUUAUUAUAAUUCGUCUUUAUUCUAAAUCAAUACAAUACAAAUUUAAUGUCUCUUUUCCAUAAUAAAAAAAAUCGUGUUUUAGAAACUCGCUGUAAUAUCGCCCGUGGUCACACGACAAAAUUAUAAUUUGUCGGGUUCAUAAAUAACUGUACAUCAAAUCGUAUUUAGAAAUAGUUAUUCUCGUACCAACCGCCAUACAUUUGACUCGAUAUGAAAAUUGAAUUACGGUUGUUUGGCAAUAGUAUUUUCCAACUAAGUUUAGAUUCUGAGCAAAGUGAGCAGCGCAGGCCUAUCCAUGAUGCGAAGUAUUUUCGAUUUUUUCGUUUCUUUUUUUUUUAAUAUUAUUAGCUUAGUGAUGGGUAAUCCAAAAAACGUGCGUUUUAGUUUGUAUUAAAAUGGUGAAAAAGCUAAAAACACACACCUGCAUAUUUACAGCCGCAAUUAAUUUCAUUAAUAAUUCUACCAACGUAAAAACUAGAAAAAUGUUGGCAUAAAAAUCCCGAGUUUGCAGGUGGCACAGAUUUACUCUUGGCAGGCCAUUUGGAUAGUAUAAUACACGUAGGUAUAUAAUAUGCGACAACCUUGACUGAUAGGAUUAAACGAGACACAGAGGUAGAUUAAAACAAUUUCUCGUUUUUUUUUUUUUUUAUAAAUAUUAUAUUAUAUUUUAAUAUUACAUCUAUUCGUUUUAAUUUUAAAGUUUUCAAAUAAAUAGUAAACACCUACCUACUAUGAGAAAACGGUUUAAUAUAACUGAAAUUUAUACAUUUUGAGAAGCAGGACUUUUAAAUCGAUCAAUUACGAGACGAUCGCUGUAAUAUCAUACAACUUUAUGAAACAUCAUUGUGUCUCGGAAUGAAAUUUGUCUCUGCAGCUGCCUACUAAUCAGCUAUCUGUUUGUUGUCUACCACACCCAGAAAUAGUACAUUUUUAUUUAUUCCGUCCGAACCUCUAGGAUGUCUUCUUAGUUUGGUUAUAGGUUUCCAUCUCGUUUAUUGCCUAUGCUCAACACAUAUACAUAGAUCUAUCCAGAGCCGGGUCUAGACAAAAUUUAUUCAUAGGCAAAAUCCAAAUUUUCCGCCCUCUCGUUUUAUAUCUCUCUAUUCACCAGUUAACCAUAUCAUACAAUAAUAAUGUUGUUUGAAAAAGUUAAAAUUAAUCGUUUAAUUAUUAAAGUUCAACUUAAGUGUAUAAUAUCAUGAAGACAUAUAACCCACGUAUUAUUUAUAGACAGUGAACAGUGAAUACUCGUUUAUUAUUAAAAAUUAUGAGAUCGAAUAACUUUAAUAAUAGACUUUCAACUUUUGAAAAAAAUAUUACCAACUAAUAAGCACUACACACGCUAACAUACCUAAUGUAGCAAUUAUAAACCGCACAAUUUAUUAAUAUCCUAUAACCAUAAAGGUACAAUUUUACGAAAAUACACACACAAUACGUGCUAUACCGCGAGUACCCAUCAGUUUUCGGCCUGUACAAAAAUUGCACGGGGCAACGGCACUUUUGAACCGCGAAUCCCCUUAUUCUCUCCUCGUUCUACGCGUGAAUUUCCCAUCCUAGCUCCUUUCUUUUUAUCUGGUUCACAACGUCUGCUCGUUGAAACAACUCGUUUAGCCCAUUAUAAUUAUAUUAACAGUGCGAUUAUUUUCAAUAGCACACCGAUAUACGUAGCAAUUGAUAAUAAUACGAUGAUUAAAUAAAGUUAAUAAGUAUAGGUUAGGCGUAUCCCGUAUUAUUUACACCAACUCGGCCGGCCACAUUAAACGCCGAGAGUAUUUCGUCAAUUAAAUUAUCUCGGGGAACAGUCGAAAACCCAUCGUCCCGAGGGUCUUUACACAAAUAGAGAGCUCCGAACUGUGUGUGUGUGUGUGUGUGUGUGUAUGUAUAUACACCGUGGAGUCAGUAGUACUAUCAUUACUUAACGACCUAGCAAUUAAUUGCUAGUUAGUAUUUAGCGUGUAUACAGUUGCACGGCCGACCGGCUAUUUCCAUCGUGAAUGUACCUAGAGUACUUCGGCCGUACUUAUACACGCUUAAACCACGAUUCUGUGACGGCAUAAUAAUAUUAUGAUUUACAAUAAUAAGUAUACGAAUACGGGGUGAUUAAUCAAUCAUAAGACAUUCAUUAUUUCGAAAAAAUGUUUAAUUUUUUUCGAAAUUUUUUAAAGAACAUUGAAAAAACAACAGCUGUUCUAUAAUUUAAAAUUUUCAUUUUUUUUUUUUUUUUUUUUUGUUACCCUAAUUUUCGGGGGUGAAACGAUUAUUAAAAAUGUCAUAAAUUGAUGGAGUAUUAGUUAAAAUAAUGCCAUUUGAAAAUCGAAAGUGUAUAGUCAUUUCACCCUUAAAAAUUAGAGUGACGAAAAAACCGGAAAUUUAAAAUAAAAAAGCUAUUUGUUUCUAAAACUUUCUAGAAAGCAAACGUCAAAAAAAGUUAAUACUUUCCGAGAUAAUGAGUGUCUCAUGUGAGAUUGAUCAUUCUGUAUACCGGGCGAAAUGAACCAUCGAUGGCGACGGGGAUUAGUCUGAUUAUCCACGAACUAAAUGUAAUUUGAAAUUGUAUUACGCGGCAAUAAUAAUUUGGAAACUCGUAAACUUGCAGUGGCGUAGUUAUGAGGGGAUGGGAAGAAUGAAAACUCUUUUAGAGCUGUUUUUAAAAGUUUUACAAUGUAUCUCGAAGUAUAUUAUCUAUUUGUAAAUGUAUUUGCAAUAAUAGUAUUAAUGGCGGUCACAAGUCGUUUACUCAAAAGUGAUAGAACCAUAACGAAGAAAUUGAUAAAUAAUCGAAAAAACAUCAAAUAUUAUAAUUAUUAUAAUUACUGGUUUUACGCAUUUUUUUUUAUUAAUUAUUGUAUUUAAAAAAUAAAUCAAAAUCAAAAUAAAGUGCAAUUACAGGGAAAAAAUGUAUAUCUUUCGAGGUCUGAUAUGAAACAAAUCGAAUCAUUUUUAUUAUAUCCGAACAAGUGUUCUCAAAAAAAAAAAAAAAAAAAAAAACGAAUAGCUUCUUCGCCUUUACUCAGAACGUAAAAUAUAAAUCCGUUUGUGGCAGGAGUGACAUAUAUAUCGUUUCAUAUAAUAUUAUACAAAAUAUGGUCCGCUGAUUGUCCCCUUUGAGUUUGUACAUUUUCAUUUGCACCGCACUAUAUUGCGUACCUACGAGCGAGUACAACUACCCGAUCACAUAAUACAAUUUAUUGUAAUAGAACGAUUAAAUUCGAUUAUAUUAUUUCGGAAAAACUAAUCAAUUUAUAUACCUAUAUAUAGUUUCUAAAUAGAUACAAUAUAUUAUCAUAUAUCGAUUCAAGUGCAGGAUCCAAAGUGUCAUUUCAAUAAAUUGAUAACCCUCCAAAAAAAAAAAAAAAAAGUCUUCUCAUACUGCUAAUAGACCUGCCGCGAUUUUAGAAAGAAAAUUGGAAUAGGUUAGAUGAUAUAAAGAGUGACUCUUAAACUAUAACACUCGGAUACUCAAAAUUGUCUACUGUACUGCAUUUAAAAACGGCUACCGAAAGUUUGUUUAUAUUAGCAUUUAUACUAUUUCUUGAAAAUACAACCAAUGCACAUACUAGAUUAAAAAAAAAAAAAAAAUGUUUUUGAUUGGAGCGAGAUUCCUGGUAGAAAAUUUGUUGACAUUCAAAAAAAAAAAAACACACAAAUCGUAAUAAUAUUUUGUAUGUAUAUCAUUUAAAUGGUUCUUAUAAUGAUGUUGUUAUCGAACGUAACGCGUCAAUAUUUACCGGAAAAAUUAAACAACGAACAACGGUUCUUUGAAAGUUCAAACCUCGUGAAAUUAGAAUGUCUGUAUACAUUACAGAACAUCUAUAACCUUGACUCGUAUUUUAUGGUAAAUAUUAACUCAUCGUUAACUCAUAGCUGUAAGUACGUACACGAAUAUAUAGUGCGGCGUACCUCUUUUUCAUCUUUAUAUAAUAUUUAAUAUUUCAACUGCUUUUUAUUUCGUUUUACGCAUUAAAGUGUUAAAACUUUCUCUAUAUUUUCGUUUUAAUAUCAAAAGUUUAUUGCUUCCAAACUAUACAGACUGUGCGCGCGCGCGCGCCCGCACGCGUGUGUGUGUGUGUGUGUGUGUGUGUGUGUGUGUGUGUGUGUGUUUGUGUUUGUGUGAGUGUGUGUGUGUGUGUGUGAGUGUGUGUGUGUGUGUGUCUGUUCGUGUUCGUGUGUGUGUGGGUAACAGACCGCUUCAGAUUUAAUGAGCAAAGACAGCCAGCGGUAAACUAUAAAUUUAGUUUUUUUUUUUUUUACAAUUUAACAAAACUUGAAAUAAAUUCUAUAUCCGAUUCCUAUCAAUUAAAUAUCCAGCGCGGUGUAAAAGUUUAAAAGAAAACUUUCCGUCGCGAAAAUAAAAGUAUAGGUAUAUAGGUAUAAUAAUUACAAAAAUUAAUUAUUUAUUAUUUUUUCACUCUCGGGGUCCGCCGGCCGGUACAAAACCAAAGAUUAAAUUAGGUAAAUCGUAAAUUUCGUUAUUUUUUAUAAACUGUAUUUUUAUUAUUAUGUAAUAAAAACGAACGAACGGUCAACUUUUAUUAUAAAAUAAUUGUUAAGUUUCUCGCUUUUACACAUAAAAUAUAAAUUGCAUACCUUAACUCGGUACUAUAAUACCACAGAUAAAUAUAUACUAGCUUUUUUACCCGGUCUUGCCCGUGCCAAUUUUUAAUUUUUUUUACCCAUAUUUCUUUUUGGUAUUGACCCUGUCAGUAAUGAAUGAAAACAAAUAGGUGGGAAGUGGGACUAAAAGUAUUCUGUUAUAAUAUAUAUUUUUUAAUUUUAAUUUACUAUUUGCCUUAAGAAUUAAAUAUUUCAGGACCACGUUAAGUGUCUCACCUUCUGGGGCCAGCAAGAAUAAUUUUUUUUUGCGUGUGAGACGUGACAGAUUCUCGUGGGAAAAACAUGGAAAAAAAUUGAAAUGUUAGGUCUAAGCCAGCAACGUUUAAUGCUUGAUCUUAUGCCUCAUUGAUGUUCAUUGAAAAACACUGUUUAACGGGAAAUUGGAGCCGUUAAAACUGGAAUAGUAAAUUGGUUAAUAGCAUUGAUUAGACAGUUUCCUUAGCUUUACGGUCAGUAAGAUUCAUACACUCAAGCAGACAGUUUUUUAAAGAUUUUAUAUGCAAUCUUGUGCCGAUAUUAAUUGCCAUAGAUACUAUAAAUACAUUUUGACCAACCUUUAAAAUGUUUGUCCAUAGAGUAUAUAAAAACAACGUUUAUAAUAUAAUUUUUACUAAAUAUAUUAUUGAAAAAAAUACAAAUACAAAUCAACAAACAUACCCGAUUAACCAAUAGCAACCAGACAUUAAACAAAAAUAUAUUAUUAUUUAAUGCCACUGUUAUUUCAUCAUCACCACCAUACAUUCUUCUCGGAACCGCAACUUUAUAGGAUUACACUUAUGCCUAAGAACAUGCUCAACGAGUAAUUUAAAAAAAUAUUAAUGAAAUUGGUAAAUGCUCAAGUAAUGCCAUGACAAAGGAAUAAGGUCCAUUUAUAUACAGAGAGAUAUAAGCAUGUCUUACAACCGAUAAGAAAUCGAUAAAGUUCGAUUUUAUUUGAAUUCAUAAUUUAACAUUAUGGGUGAGAGGGGCAUAAAUUUAAAAAGCAAUUUAAAAAUGUAUUUUUAUCGUUUGUGACUAUUACUGCAUAGGUUCAUAUCUUUAUAUUUAUUAAAAAAAUUACUUCAAUUUAAAACACAUAUCGAUAAAAGUAUAAUCGUUCUAGCGUUACUUGUAUUGAAAGUUGUAUGUGAUAUUAUUAUUUUAAAGCAUAAUAUUAAAUACACGCUAAGUACUUACAAAUUUGAUGUGUGAGAUUAUCUAUAAGAAAUGUGGAAUUUACCAGUAAAAUCUUUUCAGUGAAUUUCGGUAAAUUGGGUUGAUUUUUCAUUAGAAAUAAAAUAAACAUUUAAUGCACACAUGUAUCUUCUUCUUUUUCUUCUUCUGGUCUUAAAUAAGGGGUCACUCUCAAAAGUUUUCAACACCAUCACGAUGUCCUUCCACUUUAGUCUGUCCUAAACUAACAUUUUCCUUUCUGGAACUCUUAAUAUAUUCAGAUCUUCUUCUUUAUUAUCUAACCAUUUCUUUCUCGAUUUCCCAUGAGGUCUCAUUCCAGCACUGCCCUAAGUGUCUCCUCCUAAUUUUUUCCUAAUUAAUGUCCUUUUAUAACACUAAUGACUGGUGAAGUGUUACUCGAUUUUAAGAACGGUAAAAAAACGUAUAAAAUGUACGUGAAAUUCGAUAUAAUCGCGACAAAAUGUUACAAUCGGUUGUUUAAUUUAAAGAUACAUUAGUUUUAUAAAACAACUUUAAUUAUAAUUAUUAUAACUAACUUAUAAUGACUUAUAAGUAGUAAAAAAACGUUUAAUGUAACUAUAAUAUAUGUAUAAAACUGCUUGAUAGAUUGUACAUAAAAUGUUAACAAUUAACUAUUUAUACUAUUAACGCAUUAUAUGUAUGCUAAUAAUAAUGGCCAUGACCGCUCAUUGCGGACUAAAUGUAUUUUAUUUAUUUGUUUACAUUAAAAACAAAAUAAUAUGGAAUUUGUUUACGAUGAUUGCAUUAUUUUAAUAUUAAAACAUUAAAGUUGCAUGACAAGAAACUAAAAAAAAAAAAAAAACACAAGGUUUUAAGUACCUACAUAUAACCACUAAAAAUUUUUAAAUUUAUUUUUGAAUUAUAAUGUUCUUAUAAUAUACAUAUUAUUAUAAUAAAAUUCAAAAAAUUCUUAAUUUUCGUUGUUUUAGUUAACACUAAUAUUACAAAUUCUAUAUAGUGUCUAUAUUUAAAAUAAUCUUUAGGAAUAGGUAUAGUCAUACAAAAAAUAAUUACGUUUGUUUAAAGUGGCAUUUAAUACAGGUAUUAUUGCAUGAAAUCGUACAAGAGGUAAAUAACAGCACAAAGUGAACAUUAAACCAAGUAGAAAUUAAAAUUAACUCGAUUAAUCAUAUUUCAAAGAGUAUAUUUUACUUAACGAAUUAGUGGUUCGGUAUACUUACGUCUUAUUAUAUGCCUGGUUUAAAAACAAUUAAUAUACGCCCAAAGGCCUCCCCACAAACGAUUUUAUUUCGAACUAAAUGAAUAAUAAUCAAAUUCUAAUUAUUGACUGUAUAGUUGUUGUAAAACAAAUUAAUUAAUCAAACAUUAAAUAAUAUACUCAUAAACUUCAUUGUACUAAAAUAAUGUCAAAUAAACAAAAAAAAUCCCCAACCUUCAAAUCAUUCAAUAAAAUCGAACUACGUUCAUAAACUCACAGAUGUAAAAUGUACAAAUAAGAGCCGCAUAAAGCAGAAUGGAAACCAAUCUUUCAAUGGUUUUUCCGUCUCGUUACGGACUUUUGAAAGCAUCUUAUCUUUUAAGGCUUACGAUAUUUUCAUAGCUAUCAAGCUAUCGAUCUGUUGUACACAAAAUGGCUAGAAAAAAAACGUUACAAAAAGGUCAAGUGGUCGUUUCACAAAAACAACGAACAAUAUUGUCGUGGGUUAUUUUCAAUAUUUUGAUUAAAACCAAAAUAAUAUUAUGGUUAACGUGCUACAAAAAACGAAAAUGACUUUUUCGAGGUUUAUUUAAAUAUAAAUAAUAUUUUAUACAAUUAUACAGGUACGUUUUCGGCUUGAUUUAAUCUCUUUUCAUUCAUCGAAAAUAUUAGGUGGGUAUAUGAAAGGUUUUUUUCUUCGCAAUUCGGAUUUUCAAAAAUACUUAUUUAAAGGAAAAUGUAAACCCAUAAAUAUAUUUGCUUUCAAACGUCCUGUAUUUAAGUGAACAAAUAAAUGCCGAGAUAUGUAUAUGUCGGUUAAAUAUUACUGCGCGCGUGUUCAUUCAUAGUGUGUGCACAUAAUAUUAUAAUACCCAACCGUAUAACAUCAAAAAUUAUAUCAAUUUCCAAUUAACAGACUGUAUAAAUAUGAGUACUUGCGUAACUCUAAACUAACUAUUUCGAUUUUAAUUUAAUUUUUUUAAUUUUAAAUGCAAUUUUACAAUUUUUAUCGCGAAUUCCUAAAAAUUUAAAUCUAACUACAAUAAAAACGCCAAGAUGUAAAAAUAAUUUAAAUUUUUAAAAAAAACUUUAACAUAUUUAAUAUAAAAAAGUUAUUUUAUUUAUUAAAAUAUAAUUCUAUUAUACUCUUUACAAUAUACCGGAUGAUUCUUUUAUCGUUAAACACUCAUUAUCUCAGAAAGUAUUUAUUUUUUUUCGAAAUAUGUUUUAUAGAAAAUUUAACAAACAAGCAACUCUACAAUUUUACGUUUACAUCAUUUUUAUCACCCUAUAUUUGGAGUUGAAACGACUACCUACUUUUGAUUUUAAAAUAGCAACCUAUAUUAAAAAUUCCAUGCAUAGAUGGAGUAUUAGUUAAAAUAAAUUUUACUCUAGGCACUCCAACUAUUUAUUUAAGACAUUUUCAAUGUUGCCAUUUGAAAACUAAAAGUAGAUUAUCGUUCCCCCAAAAAAAUAUGAUAAAAAAAAAUAAUGAUGCAACAUUUCAGGACUUUUUUUUUCUUAAUAAGUUUAAAAAAAAAAAAAAAAAAAAACAAAUACAGUCAAUACUUUUCGAAAUAAUGAGUAUUUAACCAUAAAAGAAUCACCCGGUAAAUAGCGUAUGUUACAUAAUAUUAUAAUAGUAAUUAUUAUUUUUUAGUUAACAUAAACAUAAACUAAAGCACUUAAAACUGCUUCUCGUACCUGCGUUGUUACAUACAAUGUAAUUACUAUAGUUCGUAUACCUGUUUGUAUGAUUUAUUUAAUUACCUGCAUAAUAGUUGUUAUUUUAUUAAUAUAUUUUAACUUACUAUACACAAUGCAUAUCAAUUUUUAUCCUUAUAUAAUGAACAUAGCGGUGUUUACAGUUUAUAAUAUUUCGUACAGCAGGUGUACUUACGAGAACGCGGCUAUUUUUAUUUUAAUGCUAUAACAUAAUAUCCGUAAAGUUGCUGAGUUUCGUUAUCCAUAAUUAACACGGGUCUUUUUGUUUUUCGUUUUUUAAUACAUUAAAUAUUUAAAUUUAUUAGUGAAUCUAUUACGUAAUAGUCAAGUUAUUUAAUAUUUCAAUAUUAAACCUAUAUUAUACCUAAAUUACCAAAUUAAAAAAAAAAAAAAAAAACGACGGAUCGUAUCCUUCAUUUUACUCAAAAUCUAAACAAAAAAACUUGUCCGUUAUAAUAAUAAUUUAAAACAAACCAUUUUAAUUAUCUGAGUACUUAUAAUUAAUUUUUUUUUUGUAUACACUAACGAAAACCAACAACCCCCGGCAUUAGAUUGAAAGUGUAACGAGGAUAGUGUAUUAACAUUAUUAUAAUAAUAACAAUCAAAAAAAAAAAAAAAAAAAAAAAAAAAAAAAUACAGAAAAACUCUUUAUACAUAGUAUAUUAAAUAACAUGUUUAAAAGUUACAAUUUGUUAUCGAAAUCGGUCGGGUCGGGAAAUUACCUUGAUCAAAACCUCUAUCUAAAACCUAAAUAGUUUAUAUUAAUACUGUUAGUGUUAUCGAUGGUAUUAUAAAUUAUAAUAUUAUACACACAGUGUCGAAACAAACGAUAUCUCGUAAUUUGAAUUUUGUUUAGUCAGUUUAUAUAGGUAUUUAAAAUACAAAUUGUACAUGGUAUCUGAAUUGUUCUUAUCAUCAAAUCCGUAACAUAUUUACGUUGUUUUUGUUAACAAAAACCACACAUUUCGAUCACAAAUUAUUUUUUCCAUCAUAUUUGUUUACACAUUUAUUAGUCACACCGAUUUAAAGAUAUUCAGUGUAUUUCUGGAGAAUUUGGGACAUUUCCCUGUAAACAAUGUUUAUUCAACUAUAUUGUUACAUAUUAAUUAAUACACGACUAAUUAUUUGAUGUUUAAAGGGAAUUUUUUAAAAAAUAGAAUACAUUAUCAGAUUACAUGGAUAUUUUUCGGUUCCAAUUGAUUCAAUUACUAAAAUGUCUCAUUUUCGAUUCACAGAUAUUACUCAAUUUACAUUUGGAUUUGAUAUAAAUGUCGAUUUAGUAUUAUUUUAGAUUCUGAUCGACGCGAGGAAUGUAUUGGUUUUACAAUGGUGUAUAUUUUUUCUGUGAACAAAUUUUCUACUAGAAAUCUUGCUCUGAUUUUCAAAUCCAAAAACUCGAAUUAGUUUAAUUAAAAAUGAAUUAUUUAAUAAUUAUUUAAUUAUACGUAAUUGUGGUUUAACUUUAUUUUUUCUAAACAGCCAUAUGCAUAGGGUAAUAUUUAAAGGGAGAGGGGGAGAUGUAGUUUGUUUUUAAUCCCUAUUAGUAUAAUAUUUCUAUGAACAAAUAUAAUAAUAUGUGAGAGAAAAACAUUUGAAAGUCUGUCUCCAUGAUGUCGGGUUUCUUGAAAGUUUGUUUAUGUUUAGUUAGUUCUCGGGCCUGCUGAUCAAUAUUUCCUCAAUAUUGUCUCCCUUCAAAGUUUUUAUUACUUUAACCACUUUAUCUAUCGCCAAAUUCUUCCAAUUUAGGCUACCUCCUAAAGCUUUUACCUUUAACCUUAGAUAUUUGGCUUUCCAAAAGUCCUUUAAUUCUGUUCCAGUACUGCCCAUAGUCAUGUGAGUUUUGGUUUCUCCGUACAUACUAUAUAUUCACUGUACAGCACCUCAGAGUUUUCCUGGUUUUUUAAUCUCUAAAAAAUUAUUUGCUCCAAACGUUAUCAGUAACAAUCUGGUUUUAUUUCACUUCUACUCUUUAGUUAUACUAUCCUCCACCAAUGAUAAUCCACAAUAUUUUACUCGAUUAAUUAAUCAAAUUCGUUAGGUUUUUGUUAUUUUUUAAUUUAUUAGUCCCGAUCAGCUGCUCAGCGAUUAUUAUAAAAGAUAAAUAUGUUCGAUCAAUUAGUCAUUCUUUCGACCGAUGUUCUAGUACCAAGAUUAAUUAAUCAAUUUAUUAUUAGAAGCCGUACAAAAUAAAAUUACAAACACAUUUUUUUUGUGUGUGUGUGUAUAUAUCAUGUCUUACCAUCAUUGUCAUGGCGCCUGACAAAAAUAUAAAUACACGUCAAGUUAAAUCUAAAAAGAAAAAAAUUGUUAAAAUCGAGUUAUGUCUUUGGUCGUCAUUGAACAGAGCAGUAACAAUGAAAUUGUUGAUACGUAUCCUAAUGACAUCAUUGUUCUAAAAUGUUGAAUAAAAGAAAAUAUAUCAUCCAUUUUGUGUAGGGGUAACCAGACGGAAACAUUUAGUUUAGCGUCUGUUUGAUAUUAUUUGUUGUCAAACAACAGUCUGUGAAGAAAGAGAGUCUUUCUCCGUGUAUAUAAUAUUAUAAUAAUUAUUUCGCGUUAGUCUCAAAAAAAAAAAAAAAAAAUAAAAAUAAAAAACAAACAAAAAUAUGUAUAAACACGUUAUACUCAAAGUUUCGUUAUAUAUUACGCGAUUUUACGGGUUCAGGCAUAUUAUGUAGAACAUAUGUAGGUAAUUAUUUUUUCAUUUGUGAUUUGCACAAAAAACCUACAAAAUAUUUGCGUACUUAUUACAUGUAUCGAAAGCAUCUAUGCAUAUCGUAUGGACACAAACUGCUGGACAUAUUAGCAUAAUUUACAGUUAUUAUUAUUGUUAUUAUCUAAACCGUUUUGCAAAAUCGCACUUAAUGUCGCUGACAAAGAGCUCCACAGGGAACGAUAUCUAAAUUUAACACCGUAUAUUUUAUUCUAUUCUAUCGGUGUGACUAUCUAUUUAUCACUAUGAAGGGGGUUGGAUGGUACCAUACAUAUUAUAUUAGUUAUUGUGUACUGUACCGGGUGAUACAUUUAAGUGGGCACACUCAUUAUCUCGGAAAGUAUUGACUUUUUCAGAAAUUUGUUUUCUACAACCUUUAAGAAACAUUAUUAACAUGCCACGCGCCGUACCACCACACAAAUGAUACUCCUCUACUCUCAUCCAACUUAUAAUUAAAAGUGGAAUAUCUCGUCAACGACUUGACAGAAAUCGAAAAUUCCAACGCCGAAAUUUAUUUUGACUAACACUCUAUCUAUUUAUGGACUUUUUAUUAUAGGUUGAUAUUUGAAAAUCAAAAGUAGGUAGUAAUUUACCUCCAGAAAUUAACAUAAAUAUAAAAUUGUAGAGUUGUUUGUUUGUUUGUUUCUUAAAUGUUCUAGAAAACAAAUUCCGGAAAAAGUUAAUACUUUCCGAGAUAACGAAUGCACCCAUUUAAAUGAAUCACCUGGUAUAUAAUAUAUUGGAUACGCCACCGUGUUGUUUGGAGGAAAAGUUCCUCAAGUAAGAUCGGUAAAGUAAAUAAUAUUAAGUUUAUACACUGAAAGCAAUAAUUAUAGAAACCAUUUUAAACAAAAAACACUCGUGAGUUUGAUAAAGCACUAUAAGGAGCUACAAUAAUUAAGUGACCAAAAGUAGCCGGAAAAUUAUAUACUCGUAUAUAUAACAGACACAAAAAUACAGUACAUUAGUCUCUAUUCUUGUAGAAAAUUAGAUAAAAAUGAUUUUCAAUAUAGCUCUAGUUGGCAUUAGUGGCUGGUUAAAGUAGUUUUUUAUUCGUUUAACAGAAGACACCCCCUCCCCCAAAAAAGUAAAAUACUUAAGUCCCUAUAAGGCUCUAAGGCUUAUUUUUCAUUAAACGCGCCUAAAUUAAAAAUUUUUAUUCCAAUAUCGCUGUAAUAUUAUUUUGUUUAGGUUUUUUUUAUAAUAUUUUUUUUUGAGAACCUUUGAAAACAUAUUUUUAAUCAAAGUUCCACCGAACGAAAAAUCUUCAUCUUUUAGAUGUGAUGUAAACGUUUUGGAAUAUGGGUAUAUAUUUUACUAAGCGAAAAAGUGUUUUUCUAAGAGAAAAAAAAAUUCAUCUUGGUAAAACUUAUAAAGCGUUUUCGCAACACUUCAACAAAGACGUUUUUAGAAAUCACCUGAACUGAACAGAAAUAUGCACCUGAGCAUAUUUCUCUGGAGAUUUCCAAAAUAUUAGUUUUAUUUGAUAUUUGACUUGACUACACCGUCGAAUAAUUUAUGUCAUCACUGUAAUAAUUUAAUAACUGUUAUUGUAUAUAAUGGUUUUAGAUUGGAUGUUGUGGUGCGGACGGACCAAAUGACUAUUUAUCCCUGAGAAGAGCAUUGCCCUCCGAGUGCAGGGAUACGGUGACCGGUAACGCGUUCUUCUACGGAUGUGCCGACGAAGUGACUUGGUUUUUAGAAGAAAAAUCCAAAUGGAUAACGAACAUAGCCAUAUCGAUUGCCGCUUUGGAGGUAACCGACAAUACGAUGAUAUUUUAUUUUACGGGUAGAUGAAUAGUGUAAAUAUUUGACCUAAAACGAUACAGUUUAACGCACGAAACACUGCAUGCGUAUAAGUCAACGGUGGGAAAGUCAAUUGUUUUUACUAGUUUAAGUUAAAAUAUCAUUAAACAAAAUAAUAAUAUAAAUACAUUUGAUUAAUCAAGUUAAAUAACACAUGCUCGAGAAAAUGAUAAUUUAGUUAAGCUAAAAAUUACGUUUUUAAAAUAGCCGUUACUAUUAUAAACUCAUAAAUGUAUAUUCAAACUUAAUAAAUGUACGGGGCUCUUGUGAUUAUCCCUGUUUAGGCUAUAUCACGUGGUAAUUAAUCUCAUUAUAUUUAUUUAAAUAUACGUAAUUUUAUUUCGUCAAAAAAUAAAUGCAAAAACCAUAGGUUAUACAAAUUAACUUACAACCUAACUUUUAACUUUUUAACAAAUUAGUGCUCAGCUUUGUUUUAUAUGAACUAUUUUUUUUUUUAAACGGUUAAUAUAGGAAAUACAUUUUUUUUGUUUUUGUUAUCGCGGUCAAACUUUAAUUGUUGUCUUUAUAAGUAAAUUAAAAUAAAUUGAAUAGUAAUCAUUUGUACCGUGCCAUAAUGAAUUAAUAAUUCAGUUAUAUGCUUAUCAAUAUAUAUUUCAAAGAAUGAUAAUAUAAUGACAAGUGGAAAUUGUAUAGGUACCUACAUAAUUGAUAUCAUUUAAUCCCUUCGUAAUUACUGGAAUGAUCGAUACAGAAAUAAUUAACGACUUGACAUUAUUAUUGUUUUAAUACAACUACCGAAUAAUUAAACUGUUUUAAGAGCCGAUUGAAUUGGAAUAGGAGCCAUUUUUCAAAAAAGUAAUUCUAUUAUUUAUAACAACCGUUGGAAAGAUUAAAGUGGCCCUUUGAUUCGCUCCUUUUAUUUAUCACACAUUCCUAAAUAAUAUAAUAUAUUCACAAUAUUUAGUUUCAUUAAACACAUAGACGUAACUAAAAUUCAUCUUUAAAUUAACAAUUUACAUUAUUUUAUAGACAUUCGAGAAUCUCUAAGUAGCUUGAAGAGUCUACACGAGAAACAUUUACUAUGCAAACGACAUCUAAGUUAGAAUAAAAAAGUAUGUUCAAUAUUUAGUUCCCAACACGCCUAUUUUAUAUUGUAUAUUUGUAUGACACGAUCGUAUUGUUUUCGGAAUGUUAUUACCGGACACUGGAAAAAUUCCUUCAAUUUGUACGUGAAUAUUAAAAUUGUUGUUUUUAGAAAACGUAUCUCACGUGAUUUUUUUUUUACAGCCCGAUCGAAACGACCUAUAGGUACCUACGACCUUAAGCCAAGACAUUUACCACCCACGACCUUUCGGGUGGAUACAAAAAAAAAAAAAAAAAACAGGACAAAAAGAUAGUUCCCCUUGCUUUGUUCCCCGUUCGACAAACGCUCCCGACGUCGUUACGUCGCUACCACCGAUGCGAUUCACAUAUAAUAUACAAAAAGUAUCAGCGACCGGGACCUUUUGUAUACAACUUUCAAUACUUGGGUCCACAUUAAAUGUGGCUCGCCACCGUCUAUUGAUCCAAACGUGAUAUAUGUAUGUAUACGUGUAUAUGUGUUUGUGUGUGCGUGUGUGUGGGGGGGGGAAGGGGAUUUUUGUGUGUAAGUACGACGAACGUGCAAUAAUCACUUCGGUAAAAUGAAUGUGUGUAUGGGUGUGUGCGUUUUUUUAACGACACACGAGACCGACGAUAUAGUGUCGGUUCUUCGUAUUGUCAGCGGAUUUUUAAUCGAAAAAUGAGAAGAGUCUAUAUAUACUUAAGGCGUCUAUACGCGUACAUAUACUGAAUUAAAAAUAUAUGUCGUGUAGUGUGUGUGUGUGUGUGUGUGUGUGUGUAUCGUCAUCGUUAUACGUAAACGCAGACGGGUAGAAGCGAAUAAAACAGCGUAAAAUAUAAUAUAUAAGAAACAAUAAGAAUGAAAACGGGAGAGACAAACAUCAGCGACGUUGUGAAAUCGUGACAUUUAAUUGGCUUGCUCGAUAUCCAAAAAUGUCGAAAGGCUAGUCAAUUAACGGUGACAAUAAUUAACACUGUCAAAUGCUACACUAAUAAUAUUGGUCGGUCGUUUUAUUCUACAACGAAGAUAAUAUUGUCCGAGAGCGAAAAUCAGUGAAUAUUUCAUGAACUCGGAAGAAUGUAAAGUUUUUACGAAAUUCGAUGUAUUAAACUCGUUUUGGUGUACACAAUCUUUAUGUAUUUUUUAUGUUUUUAUUUUUUUUUUUUAGAAAAUAAUUUUUAUUUAUUUAGUACCUACUUACAUGGAACAAACCACGAACAUUUAAUAUUAUCGUUAUUUUCAGAUCCUAUCAAUUUAGAUUAUUAUUGGGUUAGCCAACGAAAGCCAAUAGGUUUACGAUGAUAUAUAUUUUAUAUAUUAUUUAUUAUUUCCGCCGCAUAUACCUGUAUAGGUAUAACAUGAAUAUUUGAAAAGAUGAAACAUUUCGAAAUACACUCUGUCCGUACGAAAUUUCGGCCCGAUGUACGACUUUCAAACUUUUUUUACUUAAACUUAUUGGAAUAAAAUACUUUUUUUUUUAAAAAAAAAAAAAAACAAUCAAUAUUACAGUUGACACAUUUUACAUAUUAUAAUGGAUUUCAAUCAUAAUAUAUAGACCACGUAUUCACUUUCGUUACUAUCCUACUAUCCAAAUUAAGAUUAAAGCUCAUUUUCAAAUACGCGCCUGUAUUUUUAAAUUAAUUUAUAACACAGUGUCUUUCUAUUAGUAUUCCAAUAAAAAAUGAAUUUUUGUAACACUUUUUUUAUUUAUAAUUGAAGCAUUACACUCUCAGUAUAUAAUUCACUAUUAUUUAUUUAUAGUUUUGAACUACAUCAAAAAAUAAUCCUUUUUUUUUAGGAUACUUAAAAUUUUUAAAUUUGUACCGUUGAUUAAGAAAUUUCAUUAUGUUGUACAUUUGUACCAUAUUUUCAGUACAACGUAAAUAUUAUGUGACACAAAAUAAAAGCUGGUUAAAUUUGAGUUGAAAAUUAUUGAAAUAUAUUGAUUAUAAUUUAAAAUUAGGAUGCAACAUAAGUUAUUAAUUCCAUAGUCCUGAUAUUAUAUGGACUGUGCUUAGAAAUAGAAACACAGUAACAAGAUUGUUAGAAAGAGAAAAGAGACUGGUGAGGAAAAUACAGUGAUUCUACGGCCAAAUAAAAAUGUAUGUUACAAUAAAAUUGGGCCAAUCCUGAUAAUAAUAAUUUAUAUAAUAUUUUCAGAUUCUGAGUGGCGCGAAGAAACUUGGUUUUACAGAUAUAUUUUUUUUAUUUUUUUUUUUUUUUUGUGUGGACAACUUUUCUACCAUUAAUUUUGCUCCAACUUAUAACGAUAGCAAUUUUUCUAAAAGUAAAUUUUACUGGGGAUGUACUUUAGGUAGGUCGUUUAUCGAUGUUCUUCGGAGUUUUCUUAACGAAUGUGAAAAACCAAAAAAAAUAUUACGGCCUUCCUUUUUCCUGUGGACAAUUUCGACUUACAACAUGCAAUAGUUUACCAAUUUAAUGGGAGCGUUUACUGUAUUGAAAAUAUUUCAAUUUAAUCGUAAAAAUGAACAAUUAUAAGAAUUAAUAUUUAGUUGGGGUACUAUGUAUUUCGAGCUUUUGACGAAAACAAAACGGUGCUCAUUUUCGAGUCGAAAAAAAAGUAAAUUGUGUAGCAUAUCUUACACAUAGUAUAAUGCGAAAAGUAGCGACUACUGUAGACAACUACUUAUUUUUAUUUUUUUUUUUUUUUGUUCUUGUUAAUAUACCGACAUUACGUUAAAACUGGCGGUUUUCCCGUCGCGCUCAGAAUCUAAAACUAUCGUGGGAAAUCGGCGAAUUAUUAUUCGCUCGCAAACUCCAGAGUGCCUGUGACUACGCAUUUACCCCGCCGUCGUCGCGACGUAAGUCCGCCGCGGGCCGCGGUCUGUCGAAUUUUCCGAGCGUUUUUCGACUGCAUUCGGAACGCGCGAAAUUUAUAGCCUUAAAUAAAAACGUCUAUACGGGGAGCGGAGAAAAAAAUAAAUAUAAAAAAAUAAAAAUCUCUCAUACAUAAUAUUUUAUACGCAUACACUGCACUAUAUUAUACUCUCCGCGCGCGCACCAUCAACCCGGUUAAACUUAAUAAUUUAUAUCCAUUUUAUAUAGGAAAGUAUCGGAAAGAGCCGGGCGGACGCGGCAAGGUGCGUAUAAUAUUUCAUCACGACAACUGUAAAUGUUUUUUCUCCCUCCGCCCCCCCCCCUCACCUCCCCGCCGCCCGCCGGCCGGGUCCCGCCGCAGUAUACGCGUACGCGCGCGCCCACUUCUCUCGCAUCGAAUCCCCGUGACUGCGCGCGCGAUAACCCCGGCGUGUACACGUUGCCGGGCCGGACGGGGUCUCCUUUUUAUACGAUUUAUGUUUAUAAAGUCGGAAAGGAAAUUAAUGUUAUUAAAGAAACGGCGCGCGCGCGCGAGGCGGCGGCAAGGCGGCAGCUGGAGAAUAAAUUUGAUACGCCGCCGCCGCCGGCCUGUAUUAUUAUUAUUGAGAUGUUUUCCCGGCGAAAUGUUUACGCGCGGCGCCCUCGACCGCCGUCGGCGCAGCGGCGGUUGUUUUUCUUUCCCCCCCCCCCCGUUCUUUUAACGUGGUAAUUUCUCGCGGCCGAAAAUCGUUCGCUCUUCGUUUUUCCUCCCGGUGACCGCUCCGCGGCGGACCGCGUUCCCGCCUGGCCGCCGCCGUCGGACGGUAUCGCGCGCGCCACCCCGGGACAAGACGGCCGCACACCUCGACGCGCGGCCCUUUCGACCGCGUAUUGGUGUCGGCGGAAUAGCGAAAAACCGUCCCCGACCAAUUAACGGCACACCGCCGCCGUCGCAUUAUCGACGGACGGCUAGAAUUUAACAGCUUUUUAAUUUUUUUUUUUUUUUUUUUUCACUAAGAUAAAUCAACAUUUCCGUGUUUUCCGAUACCGAUUUAUUGCUCUGUGAUAAAUAUUAUAAUUAAUAAAUCAACAAUAUUCUGAAAAUUUAAAAUUUAUUACUUGCCAUUCACAGCAGUUUGAAAUUAUUCUCGUAGUAUACCAGUGUUAAAUAAAACGAAAUUUAAGACGGCCUUAUUUAGGUUUGCAACUGUUUUACAUAUUUCUGUUUAUGGUUACCAUUAUUUUUUUUUUUUUUUAGUAUAAUGUAAUACUGCUCUAAAUCGAAAUACGGCAGUGUUCCACUAAAAUUUAAAACUAAAAACUUCCAUAACUAUAAAUUCUUAGAAAUGGAAGAUAUCCUAAUACUGUGUUGCACAUUAUGUUUCAAUAAAGCACAUAAAACGAAAAAAAAACAUACAAGUUUCAUUGAUAAAACUUAAAAAUUUACCUCCUGGUAAAUACUUUAAAUUUAAAAUUCAUUUUUUUCAAAACACAUUUCAUGUCACGAUGGUGGUCUUGUUCCAAGGGUGCGAUUAUCUAUACUGAGUUAUCGUUUUAUUGUCGACUAGAACAAAGGUCGAUUUCGCGCAAUAUCUCUGUGAGUUAUUAUACUGAACGUAUUAUUAUUGCUGUUUUUUAUUUUUCUUAAUAAUUCGUGGGCGUACGCGUGAAAAAAAAGGUGUUCAUAUUUCAGAACAAUUUAGUAGAACGAUAAUAAACUUUAAUUGAAAACGCAAGAUCAUCACGAUGAAGAUCAUGUCAUAACCUAAGUACUGUGAGAUUCUACGUUUCGUUCUGUAUUGUUCAACAUAAAAUUUAUAAUUCAAUGUUUAAAAAUCAGCUUUUUUUUUAACUGAUUUAAAAUAAAAUAAAAAAUGACUUCAGGAAACAUAUAAUAUGGGUUUUGUUUGCUUAACUUUACUUUCAUGGCACAUUUGAAAUAUGAAUUAAUAUCUAAUCCUAAAAGGCUCAUUGAAAAAUUAUAUUAAAAAUUGGAAAAUUUUUAGUUAACAUAUCAUACGCAGAAAAUUGUUCUGCUUUUUUCGUGUAAAUAGUAAAUAACUAAUUUUUCGCAAUUUGGCGACCUUACAUCUUUUUCAAGCACACCUAUGAAUUAUUAUUACCCGCGAAAUAAUAUUAAUGUAUUAUCCCUAUACGGUAAAAUACCUAAACUUAAAUUUUUCAGUAAUCGAUUUCGAGUCAAGUUCUUUUUUUUUUUUUAAGUUUUUCUUUUCACAGAUAAUAGAUUUUCCACAAGUCUCUUUGAUUAUUCACUAUAUUGAUCGAAAAUCACAAAUACCUAUACACACACCUAUACUAAGACGAAAUUAAUUUAUAUUUUCGUAUAAUAAACGAGUCCACCAUAACUUAAAAACUUUCAAGGACAUAGAAAAUCGUUAAUUUCUAAACGUCAAAACGUUAUAAAAUGUCUACACGUCAAUUUUAAAUCUAAUAUCAUAAAUAAAUAACUUAAAUUAUCAUAAAAAAAUAAAAAAAUAUGGGUAAUAUAACACAAUAUAUUCCCAGUUAUAUUUUAAAAACUUCAUUUAUGUAUUACCUACUAUAUUACUGUAUAUAAUGUAUAGUAAACACCACUUUGGAAGAGGAUUCAGAACAAGAUAACGGGUGAGGAAGAGCGAUUUUGAAAAUGCAUACGAGGCACACACAUUUAUGAUGAGCUCGAUGAUGAUUCAAGCUAAAAGUAUAUUAGAGAAAGUACGGGGACGGGAGGGGCAUUGCUGUCGUCGUGCGUCGCCAUCCCCCAGAUCCGCCGCUACACCAUUUAAUAAUUUUGAUAUCAUUUUUUGUACAUUUUAGUUAUACUAUUAACAGCAUAAACGAAAUGGUCCAUUUCAUUGACUAAAUACAAUAUAUUAUUUUAAUGAAAAUCUCUCAGUUCUCAUCAAACAAUAGAAAAUAAUAUAUUAUUAUAUAUAUUUGUAUUUAGUUUUUUUUUUUUUUUUGAAUUUGCUUAUGCACAUACUUCUUCAACCGAUCAUUUUUUUUUUUUUUAUCAAACCGAUAGCAAUGCGAACUAUUUUAAUUGAAAAUAAAAAUUCUUUGCAAAAAAAAUAAAUUACAAAUAUUUAUGAUGUAUAUGUUCUAAAAAUAACAUUAUUAUUUGUAUUGAGCUUUUUCUCCUUCGAUCCAAUUCGUGUUGAUACUCGUAUAUAUUUAAUCGAAAAAAAAAACCGAUUUAUUCUUUUAAUUUAAAUCAAUUUUCAGUUUUAUUUAAAUUAGUUUUCUCAUACAAAUUAUAAACGAAGGCCAAGGGCGAUAUUAUUAUUUUUAAAUAUUUUCAUUAUUAGUAUUUAUUUAUUUAAUAAAAGAAAUACCUACAAAUUAUAAACAUAAAAAAAAUACGCUUAAUUAAUAUGAACGUUGCUUAUUAAUUUAUUAAUUAAAAUAAUUGAAAAUAUUUUUGAAAACCGCUAACUCUAUUUCAUUAUCGAAAAAUGAAUAUUCUAUAAUGUCAAGGAAUAUAGUGUUUAAAUGCCGCUUAAUUAGGUACGAUUUGCUAAAAGUUAAAAAUGAACGUAAUAAUAAUGUACAUUUUCAUUUUAUUAUUUAGGUCAAUACAUUUUUAACGCUGUGGAAACCUCAAGCUCUAUUUAAAUAAAUAAAUCUACAAUCUAAAAAGCUAUGUAAAAUGAGUAGGUUUGAUAAUUGACAAAAAUAAUAAAUAACAACGAAUCGUAUUAUUAUAUUUUGUUAGAUCUUAUUAGAACCUUAUUUGAUUAGAGAGGUAACCAUAAAAAAUUAUUUUUUUUAAUAACGUCUACAAAUUAUAGAAACUAAACUUUACGUUACAUGAUUAGUAAAUAUUUAUAAGACCAACAUUUGGUUUUAAAAUAUGUUUAAAAAAGGAUAUAAAAUACAAAAAAAAAAGAACUUAUAAUGCAAGAUCUAAGUAUUUAUGACAAAAAAAAAAAAAAUUAAAUAUUGAACAGAAACAAAGUUGUGUUUGUCGAAUCUUCGUGAGAUACUUUUUAUUACGCACAGCUUAUUGUGUUUUCCAUUAAAUACAACUUAUUAUGAACCUUUUAUUGUCUUCUAAAGAUUACUUAAACAGAUAAAAAAUGUCAUCCACAUACCUACGACUAAAUAAAAACUAAAAAACUCGAGUAUUUCAAGUGGCUAUAAUUAGUUCGAAAAUUCGAUAGAUUGUACAACAUCUAUUAUCGACUAAUAUAAGUAUUCCGGUAAUAAUUCCAGGUCAUUGCAAUUAUUUUAAACUGAAUACCAACAACAAGAACAAGAACAAUAUUUAAAAAACAACAGUAUCCGUUGUUCGAAAAUAUUCAUUUCAUUUUUUCCUGAUCAUUAAGGAAAUUAAAAUUAAUAUCAAAACAUUACACCUCAUCAAUGCACCGAACAGAUAUAAUUUAGUAUUAAAAACCAUCUCCGAGGUUAAUGACUCGAGCAAGAUUACCAGUAGAAUAGUUGUUUACGGGAAAAAUAUAUUUAUUUAUUUAAGUGCACACCCUGUAGUAAAACUAAAAUAUUAUUUGUAUAUUCAUAAUUUUAAGUUAUUCGCUCAUUCCCAAUUUCUUCGCAUUUUGAAACGUUACAUAAACUCAUUAGGUUUUAUAUUUUACUUUUUGCUUGUCUCCAUUUUAAUAAUCUACAUGUAAUUAUCGAAACUUAAUAUUAAACUCGCAAGUCACGAACCAAAUACAAAAUAUUUACCUACUUUAAAACUAUACUUAUUCUAACUUAUUAUUGGCAUGAUUGACAAAAAUUGACUGCUGUUUUUUAUUUUAAACAUUUUAUAUUAUUUUCGAUAUCUUUAAUUGAAUUCCUUAAAAUUCAAUGCUCUAUCAAUUGAUAUUAUGUAACAUUUGUAUGUUUUCUAAUAGAUUCUGUGUAUAAUAGCUAUUAGUUUUACUAAGAUGUAUAUUAUAUUUUCUCGGAAAUCACUUUUUCGGUUAUUAAAAAUUAUGUGACUUUUUCAUAUGGCACCUUAAAAGAUAUUUUAUUUGAAAAAAAAUGUCUUAGUUCCUAACAGCUUCUCUAAAAAAUUAUUAAAAACUGACAAUAAAUGUUGAUAAUUUUGUUACAUUUUCACCGAUUUAUAGGUUACUUUAGCUACUAUAGGGAUAAAACAUAUUAAGUAAUUAAAACAGUCGUUUUUUUUUAUUGAAAUGAUUUAUUGUUGCUUUCAGUAGACACAAGAAUAUUUAAUUAUCCCGUAUAGUGUUUAUCCUAUGUCAUCUAAACUUUCUAUCAAUUACAACGACAAUGACGCGAUCAAAAUGCAUCCGGAUUUUUCGAUUUUCGUGAUCAUUGUAAAUUAUUAGUUAAGGAUUGAAUUAAAUUUGAAAAUUGAUCAAUUUAAAUUGUACUACCCAUUAAAACCAUGUAAAAACGCGUCAACAUCCAAACAUUUCAGAUCAAUUACAUUAAUAAUAUUCGGGGGUAUGAAAAUGUAAAAAUAAACUUCUGUUAUCGCGUUUUUAGAACCACGCCCGUUGUCUAUUAUCCGCUUCUCCAGUAAUAAAAACAAAUAUUUCAUUCAUCAAACAGACAGCUCGCUAAAGGUAAAACACUAAUAAUUACUACGUAUAGGUAUGCUAGAGUAUAUACAACCUUGACUAUACGUCAAUGUUUAUGUAGGUAACUAUAUGAAAGAUAUCAUACAGAUAAAAAUAUCAUAUAUUUUUUAUAAUAAGUUUAAUGCAUUUUUUUUUUUUAUAUGCCAUUUAUACAGUUCUAAAUAAUAAAAAAACAUCAGGUUUAUUUGUACCAACGUUGAACGUCGUCGUCAUUGGUUCUAUUAUUCUCAAAUGACUUCCUAACCUUUCUUUAGUCUUGAAUCUUGAUUUGGCUAUUAUGUGGUUUGUCAAUUAUCGGAAUAUGAUUCCACACAAUAUACAUCCGUACAAUGGUUUAUUUAAUUUUUUUUUUGUAUGGCUUAUCAGAUAAUUUGAUCAAAAAAUAUCAUUAAAAAUAAUUAACUUAUUAUUUUAUUUAACACGAUGGUAUUGCAAAGUAUGCUUUAUACCAUAGCUAUAUGAUUAUAGAAUUGGUGAGAGUUGACGAGGCAGAAUUUAGGGUAAUUUAAUACAAACGAUAACCUAUUCUGAGAGGAAUUCGGUUAAUUAGCCACUUAGGUUAGCUGAUGAUUUAAGUCAUUAAAAACCUUUAAAAAAUGUUAAUAAUUGCAAAAGUCAUGUAUGGAUAAAAAUGUACCUAAAUAUAAAACUGAUGGUUGAGUUGAAGACGGAGGAGGAGAAGAAACAGAAAACCUGAUUUGGAGAGUUUACAAAAGUAUUUAAAAAAAAGUAGAAGUAAUCUGGCGGAAAAUCCCAUAUCUUUUAAGGUAUAUCAUGUGAAAGAUUUGGAUGAUUUUACUAUAUGAUGCUAUUCAGUCUAGCUUUCAUUAAAGCCCAGUCCAGCUUUCACUUAAAUAGAGUAGUUUUAGUCUAAUAAAACUUCUAUGUAGAUUUAAUACGACGAGUUUUAAAAUAAAAAUUAGAAAUUUACAAUAGAAUAGUCUCGAGUACACAAAUGUAUACACAAAUUAUCGGUUCGGUUUAAAUUACCUCGACAUCAUGGGUGGUAGGUACCCGUGUAAAAAACCUCGGGAAGAUCGAGUCAUUAUUUACAAUAUAAAUUCGAAAACAGUACUAAUUAAAAUGUAGCGUAGAUACUUAUUUAUAUAACUGUAUAAAAGAUUAAAUAUUUCGAUUGUUUAUUUUAAGUUAUCAUCAGGUUUUUAUAAAUAUACAGCACAAAAACUUCUUUUUUUUUAAUUUUUAAAUAACUAUAACUUUUUGAAUCUGUUAUAAAUGAAAAAACACAUAUAAGAUUUCUUCCAAAAUAUUGUUCUCUGUAAAUUUCUUAGGUACUUUUACUCUAAAAUCAAUACUAAGCUAGUUUUAAGCUAGGCUGUAUAAGCAAUGUUUUUGCAUGCUACCUAAUGGUUUGACUGAAACAGUGGAUGGGAAUGUGGCGUCCUCUUAAUAUGUUUUAUUUUGUUUUUUGUUUUUUUUUAUGUAUUUAUACUUGCAUUAUGAAAUAUAAAAUUAUUAUUUAAUAUUUACUCCGGUAAAUACACCGCGUAAGUAUAAUUUUGGUUAUACCAACAACAAAAUAUUAUUGUACAAGUACUCGUACGUCCGUAAAAAAUAAUUUCGAGAGUAACAAAUGAAAUAUUUUAUGUUAAUAAAAAAAAAAAAAAUGUAAUUAUAAUUAUGUCAUUCGUAAAAACAAAUUAUUAUUUAUAAAAAGGUUGUACAAUUCACGAGGUGGAAUGUGAAAUUAUAUUAUACACACAAUGUUCAUACAAUUUGAAUGUAGUUUAAACAAUACUACCUGACCCGGUAAUGCUUUACUAUUCAUUACUAUGCUAGAUAAUAUUAAAAAUAAUAAUUAUAAUAUUAGUUUUUUUAUCCACGACAACCGAAUUGUCAUUGUCAUCCAUGUCACCAAGGUAACCCAUGCAUAAACAAAAACAAAUAAAUAAAUAAUUAUUGUUGUAUUUUCAUAGGGAUCUCUAAUUUUGUUGGAAACAUAUACAUCUCAUGUUACUCGUUAAUAAUGUAGCGUUUUGUAGAUGAAAAAAAUUUGAAAUCGGCUAAGUCGUUUUUGAGCUUAUUAAUUACAAAUAUACAAAAAAUCAUUUUUUCUUUGUAAUAUUAGUAUACAAUAUUGAAGUUUGUUUUUCCGUAAACGCAUAGAUGAAUUUUUAAUAAUCGAAUUUGACUACAAAAUAUAAGAUCACUUAAUUUAUACAAACCUGGACAUACUUCGCUCUAUUUGUAGGUGGAAAAUAGUUGAGGCAUAAAUUAUACAGGGUAAUUUAGUUUUUAUAAUGUACUGAAAAUUAUAGAAAUGGAAAAAAACCUAUUCUGAAUUGAGCUCGAUAAACUGCAGGAACAAGGUUUAUAAUCGUGGUUUGAGGACUGUGUAAUAAAUAAGAUAACCCAGAAAUCAAAAGAAAAUAUGUACCGUCAGUUUGUUUUUCGGUAUUUUUCAAUGUUUUAGAAAAACUAUUAUGAUGGAAAAUUGUUCCAAAUAAAUAAAAGGGUAAAGAUGUAAUAGAAUAGAAGAAAAUUAGUGGCACAUAUAGUCUAUAGAUUCCACAUGAGUAUGAAUUCACAUCCUCAAUUUUUUUUUUUUUUUUUUUAUUGAAAUUGCGCCCCUAGUAAAAUGCCAAUAUUUGCCAGAUUAGUUUAAAAAUGGUUUAUGCCUUUAUGAUAUACGGCACCGCCAUAUUUCCGUUAAAUGGUGAUUGUAAUGGUGAAAGUAACAUCGAAAUUCAAAACAUCCAUUACAGUAUACACUAUACACCCAUAAGUCGAACGAAAUAUAUAUUAAAUUCGAUAUUCAUACUUUUAUUGACCAACGAACGAAUGUUGAAUUUUAUUUAUUUUUUUAUGCGUUUCGACCGUACCGUGUGUUUAAUGAUUGAUGAUUGAUGGUGGACUCGAAAUUGAAUAUCAUUAAACACAAAAUACAAGCGAGUGUAAAAAAAAAAUAAACAAAACAAAACAAGAUGGACCUACUUCGCAUGGUGGUUGGGCCACUGGUAAAAAAUUGGGAAGGUAGUCAUACAGAGGGAUACAAAAAAUAAACCAAUAAAGCGAUGGGCUAACAAAAAACGAUUUAGAGCGAAAUUUCUUUUAUACACUUACGUAUAUUUUCUCGUUAUUCUUAUGUUUUUUUCCAAUUAUUAUGAAAACCGCUUGGAAUUUCCAAAAAAAAGACUUCUCUAAAGUACCAGCUGGGUACAAAUUCUUUUUAGAAAAUGCGCUACACUUGAAGAGAUUUCUAGUAAAAAUUUGCUCAAAGAGUGAAAAAAAAAAAAUUAAUAAUAACGAUAAAUAUCAUUGUAAAACUAAUGAAUUCCUCGCUAAGCUCCGAAUCUAAAAUGGUUAAAAAUUAUUGUAAAGAAAAACCGCAGCGGCAUAAAGAUCGGUAUAAUUAUUCGAUAUUACUCGUUUAGGUUUGUAAUUAGCAAACCGGAUAAUACGAUUCAUGUAUCAGCCCGCCGGAUUUUAGCAUUUUAAACGGCCCGAAAUUACAUGAAAUAUUGCAACAAAUCGACAUGAGUAUGAUUAAAAACGAGUAUGAUAUUGCAUGUCCCGUCUAGGUUUUCUGCGUAGUUCGUCCCGUUCAACCGGAGCCUACCCGUUAGACUCGAGCACCGAGUUUAUCCGAUUCCGCGUGAUAUUUUAUAACCAUCAAAUACAUUAAUUAUAAAAUAACUCGGAACCUCGAUGGUUUAAUAUUAUACAAUGUUAAUUUUGAUGGGAUAUUAUUACAAACACGUAGCUGCGCGGUUUUAGGCGUUGACAGCCGAUUAGUGUUUAUAUUUUUACACGUAAAUUUAUUUACAACAAAAAAUUAAUACAAAAACUUUUAAGAACGAUAUAUUAUAUUAUAUUUUUUAAAUUUUAUCUUAAAUCACUAACGUGACUUACGUAACACUAACGUGGAUUUAUUUUUUCAGAUGUUCAUAUCCGUCUUGAGUGUGAUUUUAGUCAAGGCUUUGCAAAAAGAAGAAAAAUUCAACUACAACCGAUAA